Molecule: messenger RNA, 2481 nt
Organism: Saccostrea cuccullata (small rock oyster)
Lineage: Eukaryota; Metazoa; Mollusca; Bivalvia; Ostreida; Ostreidae
Product: probable serine/threonine-protein kinase pats1
Exons: 5
Coding region: 121-2109 (662 amino acids)
Source: RefSeq, a predicted model, not a curated record
GAUCUGGAAUUUUUCCUGACCACGGCGUCACGUGACGUGAUCUCAGAAUACUGCAGGUCCUGGGAUUAUAAAAAAAGUGAGGGAGAGAGAUGUCUGUAUAUACCGAACAAGCCGGAGAAGAUGUACGACCUCUUCAUAGAUAGACUACAGCUGGCCAUCCUCACACACUGUACCGUGUCUGACGGGGGGAUUCAUGACAGGAUCAGUAAACGUUUGGGCGUCCCUAGAGAAGUACUAAGAUGGGAUCAGGAGGCCAGAGAGCGGUAUGUGGAGUACGCUAAUAGAGGAACACAGACAGUCCACCACGCCCGGGGGAUGAUUGUAGGAUGUGCCUGGGCGGGCAAAACCACGCUACUUAAACGUCUUCUUGGUUGUACUGAAAAAGAGAUUGAGGAAGUAAAAUCUACCGAGGGAUUGGAGGUGCAUGAGGAAAUAUUUGAAUUAUGUGAUGAAGAAAAAUCUUUGAAAGCCAGAAGAAAAUACAAAGACCAAAACAAUGUAGAAAGUAAUUCUGAAAAGUUGGAUUCAAAGACCCUGACAUUCUUUGACUUCGGAGGCCAGGCUGCGUACUACGCCUGUCACCAGAUUUACCUGACCGGGAGAGCGUUCUAUGUUGUGGUGGUGGACUCCUCUAAACGUCUUGACCAAAAGGUGGAUGAGAAAGUGUGUGAUCAAGAUGGUAGCGUGUUCUCUGGUUGGACCUAUGGAGACUACUUUGUAUUCUGGUUGAAGUCUAUACAUACUUACUGUGGCUCCGACAAUGAAAACGACCAAAAGCCUGUAGUACUUAUAGUAGCAACCCAUUGGGAAGAAGGACUCAGACAGUUUAAGGACAAGAAUGAACUUAUGGACAGUCUGCGAGAUCAGCUUCCUAAGCCAUCUAAUUUAUCACAGUACAUCAGAUAUGAUAGAUUUCAUUGUAUACAGCUAUCUGUACCACUUCAUAAUUUAGAAAGAAGCUUUUACGAAAUUGCCUGUGAUCAGCAAUGGAAAGAAAGUAUUCCGAAAGAAUGGUUUUUCUUUCAAAUAGAAAUCAACCAGAAGAAACAUUAUAAGCGAAUUUUGAAAGUCUCUGAAAUAACAACAGAUCUUCCUGAGUCUACUGCUGAUUCUCAGAAAGGUUUAAAUGAAAUAUCAAAAGGAAAACUAGAUAUGCUACGAUACUACCAUGAUGCCGGGAAAGUUCUAUACUUUGAUGAAAAUGGUCUGAAUGAAGGUUUGAUUAUUGAUAUCCAGUGGUUUAUUGACGCCUUUAAACAUAUCAUCAAAGACAGACUACAUUUUACUGGUAUUCCUGGAAACGAAGAGGAUUGGGACGAAUAUUAUAAAAGUGGAUAUUUGCGGAACACCCUUCUUAUAAAAAUAUGGAAGAGCAAGGAUGAUAAACUGUGCGAAAUGUUAAAGAAAGAGAAUGAGAAAUACAAAAUUAAAAUGGGCUCUUUUAGAUUUGACGCAAGAUACCUGAAAUAUCAUCAGGAAUCGCUUCUAAAUUUUAUGCAAAGACUGGGUUUACUGGUUGUUGGUGAGGAAUCCCACUAUGUUCCCUGCAUGAACCGGAAGGAGAUGGAGCCAGCUGUCCCAGAUCUUAUUCGUCGAUCGGAAAGUAAAUCAUCUGUUCUCGUUUAUCAGUUUACAUUUCUACCCUUUUUCUUCUUCUUUCGUCUUGUCGUUGCUUGUAUGCAAGAGGAAAAUUGGAAAGUUCUUAAAACGCAUGGCACACCAAGCCUCUACAAAGACGCGGCUUUGUUUUUAGUUGAGGGAUACACUGUUGUUUUGUCCGUUACAAAGGAAUCUAUACAACUUCAAAUAGUUCAUCCUAAGAAAGGCUGUAUUUUGGAAUUGGAUAAUUAUAAAACUCAAGAAAUUCAAGAAAGGGUAGAAAAUAUACUGUAUGAUUUUGCAGGAAAAUUUCACAGAAAGCUGUUGUUUACACGAGGGUUUAGGUGUCGCGUGGAUGAUAAAAAUUUAAUUGCCAUGGAUAUCAAUGGUCAUUUCCUUUCAGAGGAAGACAUUCAAAAAGAUGAUGGAGAAAUGAUUUGUCCUUUGCAUACAGUUAUUGAUCAGCAUUCUAUCAAUACAAAAGAGCUGAAGAGAUAUUGGAAAAUAUAGAUGGAUGCAAAAAUAAUUACAAUAAAAUCAUUCUAUCUGUGUCAAUUUUUGGACGGAAUGAGUUCAUUGUUGUUGUAAAUAUCAUAAUUACACGUAUUUUUUCCUAUUCUUUGGAGUCACCUUAAGCUUUGGUCAUGGUCAAGUUGCUGUCAAUUUUUUCUUAAUAUAGAUCUAUAAUCUCAGAGAUAAAUUUUUUUUUCAAGAUAGUGCAAAAUAAUAUGCCAUUCAAGAACUUCAGAUUUAUUAAAUUUGGAAUCAGAAGAUAAAGUGACAAAACCUUACCGGCAAAUUGUUAGAUUCAGUUAAUUAUAGACCCUUGUAUAACUUUCAGAACUAAAAUGUCCACUUCUUAAUACUCUCUACGUCUUUUAA